Molecule: messenger RNA, 1188 nt
Organism: Exophiala dermatitidis NIH/UT8656
Lineage: Eukaryota; Fungi; Ascomycota; Eurotiomycetes; Chaetothyriales; Herpotrichiellaceae
Product: triacylglycerol lipase
Exons: 1
Coding region: 1-1188 (395 amino acids)
Biological process (GO): lipid metabolic process
Source: RefSeq, a predicted model, not a curated record
AUGCUCUUCUUGUAUGCUAGCCUGUACCUGUGGUUAUGGGGGGUGGUAGCGAGUGCGCUUCCGGCGCACUGGCGAGCCAACGACAGGGAGAUCUCUCAACAAACCUUUGAGUCUCUUGAAGAACUUGCGCGAAUUGUGGACAUUUCCUACUGCGUCGGCACUACGGGCAUACAGAAGCCGUUCAAAUGUCUCAGCCGAUGCAGCGACUUUGAGGGAUUCGAGCUCGUCACAACGUGGAAUACAGGGCCGCUACUCUCCGAUUCAUGCGGCUACAUCGCCGUGUCGCAUCCUCCCUUUGAGAAGCGAGUCAUAGUUGCCUUCCGAGGAACCUACUCCAUAGCAAAUACCAUCGCCGACCUCUCCACGAUCCCAUCCGAAUAUGCGCCCUUUCCCGCAGAUGCUGACAACAAUUCGGUUUGCGCAUCAUUAGUCGAAUCGCAGAAUGACAAGCGGCCGUUGUUGCCACAAUUGGUGGCCCAGCAAGCAAAGAGAAGUGUGCAGGAGGUGGAAUGUCCCAACUGUACAGUCCAUCUCGGAUUCAUGACAUCGUGGAAAAACACCCGCUGCACCAUCGUGCCACAUGUGGAAAAGGCGUUGGAAGAAUAUCCGGACUACAAGCUAGUCCUGGUUGGCCAUUCUUUAGGAGGUGCUGUUGCUGCUCUCGCAGCUCUUGAGUUCCAGGCCCGCGGUUGGACUCCUUAUGUCACAACAUUCGGCGAACCUCGAGUUGGCAACCAGGCUUUGAAUGAGUUCAUCGACAAACGGUUCAAGUUGGACACGACCAAGCCGGAAGAAUCGAUGUAUCGCCGAGUCACGCACGUUGAUGAUCCAGUCCCUCUCCUCCCGCUAGAGGAAUGGGGCUACAGAAUGCACGCCGGCGAAAUUUACAUCUCGAAGCCUUCCUUGCCUCCAGCGCGUGCCGACCUUCAAUACUGUUCUGGCGACGAGGACCCCAAAUGUAUUGCCGGAGGUGCAUCUCCUGACUUGGAGAGUGAUUGGUCGGAAGCAAACGCCUCAGCUGAUCUUGAUGUCAAGACUCUUUGGGGUAUCGGCCGGCGGUACAAGUUGUGGGAGCUUUUCUUUGCACAUAGGGACUAUUUCUGGAGGUUGGGGCUUUGUGUCCCAGGGGGUGACCCCUGGGACUGGUCUAGAGGCAGACACAACGAGAGCAUGAAUGAUGAAUUAUAA